Clunio marinus is the source of this 240-nucleotide messenger RNA. The record is from the annotation of a GenBank genome assembly. Lineage: Eukaryota; Metazoa; Arthropoda; Insecta; Diptera; Chironomidae.
AUGGCCGAGGGUCAACAAUUGAAGGUCAUCUGUCAGUUGAUUGGAAUGCCAAAGAGAAUCAUAAUAAGCUUUUAUAUUAUGGAUGAAUAUACCUUAAUAUGUACGUAUGAUACUCCAAGAGGAGGGAAACAAUGUAAACGUGCAGUAACGUGCGAGUUAUUGUCAAAUAAUUCGCUUUUCAAUUUACAUACAUACAACAAUAAGUUUCAUAUUCAUCGGAUUAAACUAAGGAAAGAGUGA